Owenia fusiformis is the source of this 685-nucleotide messenger RNA. Lineage: Eukaryota; Metazoa; Annelida; Polychaeta; Sabellida; Oweniidae. The record is from the annotation of a GenBank genome assembly.
AUAGGGAUGAACUGAUAGCUCCAUUUUGUAAUGCUGAUGUAUUCCAGUUUAUCGAACAUGUAAGUGUUCGAACACCAUUCGUCAUCAAGUAUCAACAGAUGAUGCCAAAAGAGAAUGGAGAGGAUUUGAAGGACAGAGAGUUACCACCCCUGCCAGAGGUCAUGUCCCAAGCUAGUGAGUUUAACAGAGAUAUGGAUGACGUAGUUCGAUCCCUUAUCAUUGACGGAAAAUGGGAAUCCGAUACUGACAUUGAUUUAGCUUUUGAACAACACUGGAUUAUAGAAAUUUUCCAAGUUAUCUUCAUUGUUAUUGCUCUGAUUCUGGGACUGUAUGUGCUAAGAAAGGAAAAGAUUCACGAAAAACUCUUCAUUCGUCUCAGGAAUGUAUUCUUAAGAAGACAUAUGCCUGGACAAGAGAAAGCCAAAAAGGAUGAACCAAACCAAGGACUGGAAUGAGACUUGAACACUUAUUAUACUGUAUUUUAUAUAUUAUAUUAUAUUCAAUAUUAUACUCAAUAAUAUAACUUAUAACCACUAUAACCACAUUAAAAACGGGCUAGUUAACUUGUUAACAAAGAUAACAAUUGAAAGUAUGUACACGAUACAUUGAAAUUUGUUUCAAAUUGUAAAUAGGCAUGUCUAAGUACACUUAAGCUAUUAAUAUCUAAUCACUUAAACAAAAAGUU